This is a messenger RNA of Alternaria conjuncta, 300 nucleotides long. RefSeq lists its product as uncharacterized. The coding region runs from base 1 to 300 and encodes 99 amino acids. The record is from RefSeq and is a predicted model, not a curated record. The transcript has 2 exons. Lineage: Eukaryota; Fungi; Ascomycota; Dothideomycetes; Pleosporales; Pleosporaceae.
AUGUCGCUUGGCAAUGUGCCCUGGACACGGCCUAUUCUCGUGGAGCGCCGGCUCCAGGUCACACAUAUAUACGAAGGCCUCUCGGGUAUCAUCGACAACUUGGCGAAAGAAGAUGCUCCCGUCAAUUGCAACUUCGAAUUAGGCCCUUCGUAUGACGUUGAAAAGCUGUUGGAGGAGCAUAGCUCCUGGACUGCACAAGACUGGGACCGCAAUUGGGACAUGCACGAACAGGAAGGAUUCGAUACUGCAGCCCCAUUACCACCAUGGCAUAUGCUUCGACUGCACCGUGUCUUUGACUAG